Messenger RNA from Drosophila willistoni, 994 nucleotides. RefSeq names its product derlin-1 (gene Der-1). The coding region runs from base 110 to 853 and encodes 247 amino acids. Gene Ontology annotation, molecular function: misfolded protein binding; ubiquitin-specific protease binding. The record is from RefSeq and is a predicted model, not a curated record. Gene Ontology annotation, cellular component: endoplasmic reticulum membrane; Hrd1p ubiquitin ligase ERAD-L complex. The transcript has 2 exons. Gene Ontology annotation, biological process: endoplasmic reticulum unfolded protein response. Lineage: Eukaryota; Metazoa; Arthropoda; Insecta; Diptera; Drosophilidae.
CUCAUCUCUAGUUUUAAAGACACGUAAAUAAAGGCAAACUGGCAAAAAAUUUCACAUAUAUUUCUAUUAAAAUUAUCAGACAGAAUUUAUAAACGACAAAAAAUUGAAUAUGGCAGACGCAGGCCAAUGGUAUAACUCGCUGCCGCGGUUCACCCGCUACUGGCUAACUGCAACAGUUGGUUUGAGUCUUCUGUGCAGAUUCGGACUCUUGCCCAUGGAGUACAUGUACUUGUCCCGUGAACUCGUACUAACCCGGCUCCAAUUGUGGCGAUGUGUGACCUCGCUGUUUGUGUUCCCAUUGAGCGGUGCGACUGGAUUCCAUUUCCUUAUCAAUUGCUAUUUCAUCACCCAGUACAGUGCCAGGCUGGAGAAGGAUCAAUAUGCUCGCAGUCCGGCAGAUUAUAUGUACCUGCUGAUCAUAACGGCCAUACUAGCCAAUCUUGGUGGCAUGGUCUUCAAUGUAUAUUUUCUCAUGGACAUGCUGGUUGUGGCCAUCACUUAUAUAUGGUGCCAGUUGAACAAGGAAGUUAUAGUUAGCUUUUGGUUUGGCAGUCGCUUCAAGGCCAUGUAUUUGCCCUGGGUUCUGGCCGGUAUUGAGCUAAUAUUCCAUGGCUCAUUGGCCUCAUUAGUUGGUAUUUUCAAUGGCCAUGUUUACUAUUUUCUCAAGUUCCAAUAUCCUCAAGAACUGGGCGGCAAUGCUUUCCUCGAAACUCCACAAUUUCUCAAACGCUUUGCACCCGAUGUCUCUGGCGGUAUCAGCGGCUUCGGCAUCCCACCGGAAAGUAGAGCACCCCCACAAAGGCAAGCCCCCAAUAAUCCCUGGGGCCGUGGAAUGACUUUGGGACGCAAUUGAAAUUACCUCAACGUCUAGUCUAGUUUUAUAUACAUAUAUAUAUAUAUAUCUUUUUCUUUCCUCACUCAUUGUAAAAAGUUGUUUUUUCUUCAAUUAUGAUCUGUACUGAAUUUCUUAUUGUAACAAAAAACUGAAACAUUA